Molecule: messenger RNA, 1065 nt
Organism: Setaria italica (foxtail millet)
Lineage: Eukaryota; Viridiplantae; Streptophyta; Magnoliopsida; Poales; Poaceae
Product: mitochondrial import inner membrane translocase subunit TIM23-2
Exons: 1
Coding region: 113-700 (195 amino acids)
Biological process (GO): protein import into mitochondrial matrix
Cellular component (GO): TIM23 mitochondrial import inner membrane translocase complex; mitochondrial inner membrane
Molecular function (GO): transmembrane protein transporter activity
Source: RefSeq, a predicted model, not a curated record
CCCUAGAAGGACCUCUUCGCGAAAGGCGGCUACCUCCUCCUUCCCUUCCCCAGUUUCCCGGCCCGCCGCCUACCACGCCCCAAACCCUAGCCGCCCCCACCCUACCGCCGCCAUGGCCGACCCGCGGAUGUUCCCAUCAGGAUCGGACGACCGCGCUGAAGCCUCCGACGCCAGCCGCCGGCUGUACAACCCGUACCAGGACCUCAAUAUGCCCAACAGCUACCGGACCCUCUACGACCUCCCCACCUCGCCGGAGUUCCUCUUCCAGGAGGAGGCCCUGGCGCAGCGCCGCUCGUGGGGCGAGAACCUCACCUUCUACACGGGCGUCGGGUACCUCUCGGGCGCCGUCGGCGGCGCCGCCCUGGGCCUCCGCGACGCCGCCAGGGGCGCCGAGCCCGGGGAGACCGCCAAGAUCCGCGCCAACCGCGUGCUCAACGCCUGCGGCAGCUCCGGCCGCCGCGUCGGCAACACGCUGGGCGUCAUCGGCCUCAUGUACGCCGGGAUUGAGAGCGCCAUGGUCGCGGCCCGCGACCGCGACGAUUGGAUCAACAGCGUCGCUGCCGGGCUCGGCACCGGGGCGCUCUUCCGCGCCGCCAACGGGCCGCGGUCCGCCGCCGUCGCGGGCGCCCUCGGUGGGGUCCUCGCCGCGGCCGCCACGGGGGGCAAGCAGCUCGCCAAGCGAUACGUGCCUGUCAUAUGAUCGUGUCUGUGUGGUAGCUAUUGUUCGCUAGCUUGAGCGGACAAUGAAACAAUCUGUCGCGAAAGAAAUGUUCUUUUUUUGUUCGUUCGUAGUAGUAUGGUGUUCUUCAGGCAAGCUACUCCAUAUGGGAAGGGAUUACCUUCUCUUAGUGAUUAAUCCGUGCUGUGCUAGUAACUUAAGCAUACGGGAACGGUCUGGAUGGAAAAUUUUGAGCUGCUUGCAUUGCUAUGCAACAUCAUGCUUAAUGAAAUAGCAUUGUACUGGUGUUGCUGAGCAAUAAGAGUUGAUCCUUGUGUCUUGGCAGUGUUUUGCCUGUGAAAUACUUGCCAUUGCGCCUUUUGUUGAGAAAGAGGUUCUGUGCGCGA